This is a messenger RNA of Notothenia coriiceps (black rockcod), 2413 nucleotides long. RefSeq names its product transforming growth factor beta regulator 4 (gene fastkd4). Gene Ontology annotation, cellular component: ribonucleoprotein granule; mitochondrial matrix. The transcript has 11 exons. Gene Ontology annotation, molecular function: RNA binding. Gene Ontology annotation, biological process: mitochondrial RNA processing; regulation of mitochondrial mRNA stability. Bases 87 to 1979 code for a protein of 630 amino acids. NCBI's taxonomy places the organism in Eukaryota, Metazoa, Chordata, Actinopteri, Perciformes, Nototheniidae. The record is from RefSeq and is a predicted model, not a curated record.
CGCGACGUCAUUUUCUUGCGACUGCCUCCCUCUGACAGAUCCAUGUGAACCGCUUUGGUGAAAAGAUUCUCUAAACUUCAGACUCAAUGGCCAGCCGCAUCUUGGGCAGAUAUGCCCGUGUGCUCUGCAGGGCCUCCUCCCAGACUACAGCUGUUGCUGCCCGCCCCCCUCCACCUGUAGCUGGACCUGCAGGAGUGCAGAGGUCCCAAGGCUGGCCAAGAGUCACAGAAAGAUUAAUGUCCGAGGGAAGGACAGUUCCCAACGAAGACUCCUAUCCUUUUGUACGCACCCAUCUAGACAAUUUGGUGGAGAAAGCAACAGUUCCAGAGGACGUGCUGCUGGCCUGGGAAAAGCAUGGAAAGAAUGGUAAUCAAGCAGCAUGUGCCCUGGUGAGGUGGUCUCGUUUGGCUCUAAGCACAGGGGACUUAAAGGAACCAAAACCAGAAUUGCUAACAGAUUCAAGGCUACUGGAUAUGAUGGACACUGCAUCUCGGCAGGUUUCUACCAUUUGGAAUGGCAAUCUAGUCUAUUUCAUGCGCACUCUUUGGAUUUUUGGUUUGCCCUCUAAUGACUUAGUACUCAACUCUGUCCAGACCGAGGUCCUGUGGCGAAUACGCAGGCUAACAUUAAAGCAGCUGAGCUUCCUGGCAAUAUGGGGAACAGGCAGGAAAGGGCCGCAGAAUGUGGCAAUAGCGAAUGCUGCGUUAAAACAGCUGGAACUGCGCUGGACUGAAAUUGCAGAUGCGAAAACUGUCAUUGCACUGAUAUCCAAUGGAAAACACGUCUCAUCCACCUUGAUAGACCGACUUGAAGACAAGGCUUUGGAGCUGGCAGAAGGCUUCUCAGCUGAAGAGAUCCGGAGAGUUUGUUUAUCUUUGGCAGCUCAGAGCCGCAGAUCUGUGCCGCUGCUCAGAGCCUUGUCCUACCACCUUCUCCAGAAGCCCUCGUCAGAUUUCACCACUCCACUGAUACUGAACAUGGCUUUUGCAUACGGGAAGUUGAAUUUUCACAAUUCUCAGUUGUUUCAGCGAAUGGCCUCCGAGUUGUUACCCAGAGUCCCUGAGCUCAGCCCUGCUGAUGUCACUAGCUGUGCCAAAUCACUGGGCUUUCUCAAAUGGCUCAACAUCCCUCUCUUUGAGGCCUUUGCUGAGCACUACACAGCAAACGAUCAGAACUACACUACUCUCCAACUUAGUAACCUGCUCAUGACUUUUGCCAGAGUGAGCUUCCAGACAAACAAAGGAGAUGAGUUCUAUAGCAAGGUUCACCCUGCGCUGGAGGGUGCUCUCUCCGGCCUGAAGGCCUUCAUGCAGACGGACGUGGUUUGGGCUCUGUGUGUGCUGCAGCAGGCCAAUCCCCAGUACAUCAUCCCCCUCACACAACAGAAUCAUAUUACCAGACUAUCAGAAGGCAGUCCCGCUCGAUGGGAGAACUACAAGCUGAAGCUGCUCCACAUUGCAGCUACUCUCCAAUUGGAGCAUCCGGGUUCCUCAGACACGCCGCCCUCCCUGAGUGCCCUGUCUGUCUCGGACAGGAGCUCCCCCCUCUCCCCCCUGCAGAGGAGUCUAAGAGAGACUUUACAGAGUUUAGUGGGUGGGAAAACUGAGGCCCUUCGCACUGGGGUCCAAACUAUUUAUGGAUGGACUAUUGAUGGUGAACUGGUCGUGGAUUGUGACGACAAGCCAAUUGACUUGACGAUGCUGAAAGCCCCUCAUCUUCACAGUGAAGGAGGAGACAAGGAUUUAUCUAAAGGGGCACACAGGCUUGCUUUCUUGGGUUGGGAAUUUCCAAACUUUUGCUCAAAGAGCAAAGACCUCCUAGGACGUUUUGCCAUGAUGAAGCGGCAUCUUCAGUUGGCUGGCUUCAACACAGUGGAGGUGCCAUAUUAUGAUUGGCAGGAGCUGAACACAGACCGGCAGAAAAUGGCAUACCUUAAGGAUAAAAUUGGGAAGGCUGUGGCCGAGGACAUGGCCAAGUGAACUCAACAAUCAUUUUAGCACAUUUGCAGACUCAGCUAUAUAAGAGCUUUCCCAAUCAAGUGGGACCACAGAGAAUAUGUACGCCCACAUUCACACUUCGAAUGGAGCCGUAUUGCAGAAAAGCUCUCAUAUCUUUUCAGAAAACCAAAAUAAUAUUUUCAUUCUGGUUCCCUUGGCAACUUGUGGGGCUUUCCCUGUUUCCAUGGUGAUGAUAAGCAAGAGUUUAGGAGCCAGAGAGAGAGACGGAAAUAAAACAACAGCAAUGUCCUUCUGUAGGAAUGUGAUGAUCAAGAGAAACAAAAGAGAAACUCCCAGGCCGUUUGUAGAAUGUUGGCCAAAAUAUGGAGUUUAUAUCAGCAUCUGAAUAGAUUGGAAAACUUGGAAAUCUCUGUGAAUGUGUGUCAUAUUGUGAAAUAAUAAAUUGUUUUAUUAUU